CUUUAUUUUUACAACACAGGUCGAGACAAUCUUAAAGUUUAGCACACACCAUAGCGACCAAUGUAGGUUUUUUGUUUAGUGCUGUAAUUCAUCAAACGAGUUUUAAACAAAGUUCGUGAUAAUUUAAUCCACGUGGUAACAACUAAAACGCGGUUUAUAGGUAGAGUGAGAUUUACCGUUAACGUAGGCUACACUGAAGCACGGAUCUAGAAUUAUUGAAGGAGAGUUUUGGUUUCCAUUAUAUGGAGUGGAAUGGAUUGAAUUUAGAUUUAGACAAUGCCUUCAUCAUUUCGCCAGCUUGCAUUUCUGACAUUUUGGGUCAUCAUCUCCCUAACGCUAUGGAGAGUAAAUCAGACACGGCCAGUGAUUUCACACACAGAAAGUUUUAGUCUGGGUGUCAUGCAAGGCCAGACAGCCAACAAUGUGGUACCGGUGCUGGCGUCGUCGUCAUUGAAGACGUUAAACUGGAGAAAAACUCGUCCAAAGUCAACAACAACAACAACUCCGACGACGACACUUAAGAAUUCAGCAAGACCAUCAACAUCAUCGUCAUCGGAGACAGAUAAACAAGUAGCUUUCUGCAAGUUCCUGUGUUCCAUGACCAACAGUUGUCCUGGGUCAUGCUUCAAUUCACUAUCACAGUGGAAUUAACACAAUGAUUUAACAUCACACUAUUAAUGAAGUGUAAAUUAAUAUAUAGUUACAAGAGAAGGAUUCAACAUCACACCAUUAAGGAAGUGGAAUUAACCUGAUGAAGAAUUAACAUCACAUCAUAAAUGAAGUGGAAUUAAUACAAUGAUUCAACAUCACACUAUUAAUGAAGUGGAAUUAAUACAAUGAUUCAACAGCACACCAUUAAUGAAGUGGAAUUAAUACAAUGAUUCAACAGCACACUAUUAAUGAAAAAAACAAAAGAGAGUAAAGUUUGUUUUAUUUAACGACGCCACUAGAGCACAUUGAUUUUUUAUCUUAUCAUCGGCUAUUGGACGUCAAACAUAUGGUCAUUCUGACAUUGUC
Messenger RNA from Gigantopelta aegis, 1017 nucleotides. RefSeq lists its product as uncharacterized. The transcript has 3 exons. Lineage: Eukaryota; Metazoa; Mollusca; Gastropoda; Neomphalida; Peltospiridae. The record is from RefSeq and is a predicted model, not a curated record. Bases 277 to 651 code for a protein of 124 amino acids.